Messenger RNA from Helianthus annuus (common sunflower), 1411 nucleotides. Its product is annotated as DNA-repair protein XRCC1. The transcript is spliced from 8 exons. The coding region runs from base 191 to 1243 and encodes 350 amino acids. The record is from RefSeq and is a predicted model, not a curated record. NCBI's taxonomy places the organism in Eukaryota, Viridiplantae, Streptophyta, Magnoliopsida, Asterales, Asteraceae.
AACACUAGUUAACACCAUUGACACGUGGAUGUGCAAUAGAGUUUUGGGUUCAACAGUUUCUAAAUUUUAAACCGUCGUUAUGUUGUGUGUACCCUAGAGGACCAAAACCACCGGCGAAGUAUUGGUAUCACCGACCGUAACCGGAGCCACCGGUCAAAGUUGCUUCAAGUAGGUGUAUUGACUCUUUGACAUGCCUGAUUCCGGAAGUCAUAAACCCGCAGGGCGGGCUCUCCCUUCAUGGAUGAGCGCAAGGGAUGCCGAUAACAACUCCGGUCGUAAGGAAAACGACAAAGAAAAACAGCCAGCCGGCCAACGCACAUCUACUGAUAAAUUUUCCAAACUCAUGGAAGGGGUUGUAUUUGUACUUUCAGGGUUUGUUAAUCCGGAACGCAGCACGUUACGGUCGCAAGCAUUGGAGAUGGGGGCAGAGUAUCAAGGUGAUUGGAACGACAAAUGCACCCUGCUGGUUUGUGCGUUUACUAAUACCCCGAAGUUUCGACAAGUUGAGGCUGAUAAUGGAACCGUUGUCUCCAAGGGUUGGAUAACCGAGUGUUAUGACCAGAAACAGCUUGUUGCGAUUGAACCUUUCCUUUUGCAUGCUGGUAAACCGUGGAGGCAUCAAAGCAAUUCUACUGGACCUAGCCAAGAUUUAAAACCAUCUUCAUCAAAGAGCUCGUAUAAGCAAGCAGAUAAGUUUGUGGAUUCAAAACCACGAGCGUCUUCUUCGAGCAAGAGUCAACAGACAGCCCAUAAGCCUGCUAAAAAGGAGUUUUCAACUUCUGACGUGAAGAAAUGGGCAAUAGAUGACAUGAAAAAAACGAUGUCAUGGUUGAACAGUCAAGAGGAAAAGCCUGAUUCAAGUGAGAUAAAGAAGGUAGCAGCUGAAGGAAUCCUGACAUGUUUGCAGGAUGCGAUAGAUUCUCUCAAGGAGGGACGGGGCUUGGAAAAAAUACUUGAGGACUGGAGUUUUGUCCCACGGGUUGUUGAAGAGCUGAACAAGCUUGACAUAGCCGGAGAUAGUCCGGUUAAAAAAGACGUUUACCACCAAGCUAUCGUGUGCAAACGCAUUUAUGAAUUUGAGCUCGGAAAUUCAGAAGAUGAAAAAACGACGGAUAAAAAGAAACGAGCGAAGAUCGAGAAAAGUGAAAAAACAGAAAAUUAUGACAGUGAUGAUACAAUUGAGAUGACAGAAGAAGAAGUAAAGGAAGCAUUUGAUAGAGUUGCUUCUAGCUUUCAUAAAUGACAAGUGAUAACCACUUUGGUUGACUGUUCUGAGUUUUUGCCUGCUCUUAUCACGGUUCUAUGAACAGUCUUUGUGUUAUCUAAAAAGAAGAAGUUGGUUUUUGGUCCUUUAUGUUUGACCCUUAUUGUCAACUGGCGCGGUUCAUAUGGGGUUUGACAAGUUUCUUUA